Messenger RNA from Lotus japonicus, 1060 nucleotides. RefSeq names its product probable glutathione S-transferase. Lineage: Eukaryota; Viridiplantae; Streptophyta; Magnoliopsida; Fabales; Fabaceae. The transcript is spliced from 2 exons. Gene Ontology annotation, molecular function: glutathione transferase activity. The record is from RefSeq and is a predicted model, not a curated record. Gene Ontology annotation, biological process: glutathione metabolic process. Gene Ontology annotation, cellular component: cytoplasm. The coding region runs from base 180 to 845 and encodes 221 amino acids.
UCCUUCGUCUUUGUGUGGUGGAAUAAUGUGAUUCAUCAUCUGAUGGACCAUGUCACUUUGCAAUUAUUUCUCUUAAUUUGACCAAAGAUAACCAAACUUCCAGUUACCUGCUCCAGUAGUUAGACUCUAUUAAUCUCACUUCAUUUUCCCAGUUCAAUUGUUAGCACUUGCUAGUUGCUAUGGAGGACAAAGUCAAGGUGAUUUUGUUGGGCUCAGGGUUCAGUAUGUUUGGGAUGAGAGCCAUGAUAGCUUUGGAAGAUAAAGGAAUCAAAUAUGAGUACAUGGAGCAGGAUCUUACCAACAAGAGCCCUUUGCUUUUAGAAAUGAAUCCAAUUCACAAGAAGAUCCCAGUUCUCAUACAUCAUGGAAGACCCAUCUGUGAGUCCCUCAUAAUUGUUGAGUAUAUUGAUACAGUUUGGAAAAGCAAUGCUCCACUUCUUCCCUCUGAUCCCUACCAAAGAGCUCAAGCCAGGUUCUGGGCUGAUUUUAUUGAUCAGAAGGUAUAUCAUGCUUCUAGGAGAAUAUGGACUACAGAUGGAGAUAAAAAAGAGGUGGCAAAGAAGGAGUUCUUUGAGAGCUUAAAGCAAUUGGAGGAGGUUCUUGGAGAUAAGCCAUAUUUUGGGGGUGACACGUUUGGGUUUGUGGAUGUUGCUCUCAUCCCUUUCUAUUGUUGGUUUUAUACUUAUGAGACCUUUGGAGGCUUCAAAGUGGAGGCAGAGUGUCCAAAACUUAUCUCAUGGGCUAAGAGAUGCAUGCAGAAAGAGAGUGUAUCUAAAACUCUUGUAGAUGAAAAGGAAGUUUAUGAGUCUGUUUUAGAUUACAAGAAGAAAUUUGUGCUGAGCUAGUGGAAACUGAACACAUGUACAAGGGUAAAACAAAAUAAUACCAGUGAAUUACAUGAAAUCGAUUCAGUUUGAGUCAGCGCCACCGCCAACCAAUUAGCCUCAACAGCAGUGUAUGAGCAGUAAGAGUAAACCACAUGGUUCUAACCAUUGUGUCUGUUUUUUAAUAGACAAAUUCCUGCUGUUGCUUCAAAACUAGUGAAUUUCCAUUAUGAAUA